This is a messenger RNA of Neolamprologus brichardi, 3732 nucleotides long. RefSeq names its product extracellular calcium-sensing receptor-like. Gene Ontology annotation, biological process: G protein-coupled receptor signaling pathway. Gene Ontology annotation, cellular component: plasma membrane. Lineage: Eukaryota; Metazoa; Chordata; Actinopteri; Cichliformes; Cichlidae. The record is from RefSeq and is a predicted model, not a curated record. Gene Ontology annotation, molecular function: G protein-coupled receptor activity.
UUGGUCCUGGUCAUUUUAUUGUAUUCCUACUUCACUUAUACUGUAUCCUCUUCUCUGUUUCCCUCCUCGUGUCAGCUGCAGGGACAAUUUCAUCUAAAUGGAAUGAACAAGGUUGGAGAUAUCAUUCUGGGUGGACUGUUUCCAGUCCACUUUUUCUCAAGUGUUCCUUAUCCAUCUUUUACCUCAGAGCCACAACAACCUACUUGCCAUGGUUUCUAUGUACAAGGAUUUAGGCAGGCACAAACCAUGGCAUUUGCUAUUGAUGAAAUCAACAGAAAUGCCAACCUGUUACCUAAUGUGACUCUGGGAUACACUCUUUAUGACAACUGUGUUGAACUUGGAAUUGGAUUCCGUGGAGCAUUAUCAUUAGUCGGUGGUCAAGAGGAGCAGAUUAUAUCAAAUGAUACAUGUACUGGAAAUCCUCCUGUUCUAGGGAUUGUGGGUGAUUCUUCCUCUACACCUUCUAUUGCCAUCUCCAGUGUCUUAGGUUUAUACAGAGUACCGAUAGUGAGUUAUUUUGCCACAUGUUCUUGUUUGAGUGACCAUCGAAAAUAUCCAUCCUUCUUUAGGACAAUCCCAAGUGAUGCUUUCCAGGUACGUGCUAUAAUUAAAAUUCUAAAACAUUUCGACUGGACUUGGGCAGGUCUGCUUAUCAGUGAUGAUGAUUAUGGACGCCACGCUGCCAGAUCCUUACAAUUCGAGCUAAGUUUGUCUGGUGAAGGGUGCCUAGACUACAUUGAAGUUUUACCCUGGGACAAAGACACGGAUGAACUCAGGAGGAUUGUGAAUGUGAUGAAAAAAUCAACAGCUCGUGUGGUCAUUGCCUUUGUACAUGAGAGUCACAUGAUAAACCUUAUGGAAGAGGUAGUGAAGGAGAAUGUAACAAGUCUACAGUGGAUGGCCAGUGAAGGCUGGACAGCAACAGCUGGUGUGCUCCAAACACCUCAGUUCAUGCCAUACCUGGGUGGUACACUGGGCAUUGCUAUUCGUCGAGGAGAAAUACCAGGGCUCAGAGAAUUCCUAUUACAAAUACGUCCUGACCUACAUCACAACAAUAACAAUGGAAAUAGCAUGGUGAAUCAGUUUUGGGAAUUUACAUUUCAGUGCAGAUUUGCACCAGCUCCAGCAGGCUGGGUGGAAGGUGGAGGUGCAUUAUGCACUGGACAGGAAGAUCUAGAAAAUGUUAACACUGAGAUCUUGGACAUUUCCAACCUCCGGCCUGAGUACAAUGUGUAUAAAGCUGUUUAUGCACUGGCAUAUUCCCUUGAUGACAUGCUGCAGUGCAACCCAGGAAGAGGGCCUUUCAGUGGGCAAAGCUGUGCCACUUUGCAAUCACUGCAGCCAUGGCAGCUUCUUUAUUACUUGGAAAGGGUAAAUUUCACCACUCCAUUUGGGGAUCAAGUGUCAUUUGAUGAAAAUGGUGAUGUGGUGCCAAUUUAUGAUGUGAUGAACUGGUUGUGGCUCCCUGAUGGAAGCACGAAAGUUCAGAAUGUGGGUGAGGUUAAGAGUUCAGCUUUAAACGGUGAAGAACUCAUACUUGAUGAAGACAAGAUUUUCUGGAACUUUAUUACAAAAAAGCCACCUCGAUCAGUAUGCAGUGAGAGCUGUCUUUCUGGUACCCACAUGGUGAGAAAGAAGGGGGAACCCAAAUGCUGUUUUGACUGCAUCCCUUGUUCUGAGGGAAAAGUCACUAAUGAGACCAACUCCUUGGAGUGCAUCAGUUGUCCAGAGGAUUUUUGGUCAAACCCCCAGCAUGACCACUGUAUUCGUAAGAAGACAGAGUUUCUGUCCUACCAUGAGCCUCUGGGUAUUUGUCUGACAGCAACCUCACUGCUGGGCACAUGUAUAUGUGCUGUUGUUCUAGGGAUCUUUAUCUACCAUCACAGAACACCUAUAGUGAGUUAUUUUGCCACAUGUUCCUGUUUGAGUGACCGUCAAAAGUAUCCAUCCUUCUUUAGGACGAUCCCAAGUGAUGAUUUCCAGAUAGAAAGGCAGAAUGUAACAAGCCUACAGUGGUUGGCCAGUGAAGGCUGGACAGCAACAGCUGCUGUGCUUCAAACACCUCAGCUCAUGCCAUACCUGGGUGGUACACUGGGCAUCGCUAUUCGUCGAGGAGAAAUACCAGGGCUCAGGGAAUUCCUAUUACAAAUACGCCCUGAUCUGCUUGACAGUAAUAGCUAUGGAAAGAGCAUGGUGAAUCAGUUUUGGGAAUUCACAUUUCAGUGUAGAUUUGCGCCAGCUCCACCAGGCUGGCUGGAAGGUGGAGGAGCAUUAUGCACUGGACAGGAAGAUCUAGAAAAUGUGAAUACUGAGUUCUUGGACAUUUCCAACCUCCGGCCUGAGUACAAUGUGUACAAAGCUGUUUAUGCUCUGGCAUAUUCCCUUGAUGACAUUCUGCAAUGCAAGCCAGGAAGGGGGCCUUUCAGUGGGCACCGCUGUGGCACUUUGCAAUCACUGGAGCCAUGGCAGCUUGUUUAUUACUUGGAAAGGGUAAACUUCUCCACUCCAUUUGGUGAUCAAGUGUCAUUUGAUGAAAAUGGUGAUGUUGUGCCAAUUUAUGAUGUGAUGAACUGGUUGUUGCUCCCUGAUGGAAGCAUUAAAGUUCAGAGUGUGGGUGAGGUUAAGGGGUCAUCUUUAAAAUGUGAAGAACUCAUACUUGAUGAAAACAAAAUCUUCUGGAACUCUAUAUCAAACAAGCCAGUUCGAUCAAUAUGUAGUGAGAGCUGUCCACUUGGUACCCACAUGAUAAGAAAGAAGGGGGAACCCAAAUGCUGUUUUGACUGCAUCCCUUGUUCUGACGGAAAAGUCAGUAAUAUGAGCAACUCCUUGGAGUGCACCAGUUGUCCAGAGGAUUUUUGGUCAAACCCCCAACGUGACCACUGUAUUCGUAAGAAGACAGAGUUCCUCUCUUACCAUGAGCCUCUGGGUAUUUGUUUGACAGCAACUUCACUGCUCGGCACAUUUAUAUGUGCUGUUGUUCUAGGGAUUUUUAUCUACCAUCACAGAACACCUAUAGUACGUGCCAACAAUUCAGAACUUAGUUUCCAGGUAUUGCUGUCACUCAAGUUAUGUUUCCUUUGUUCACUGCUGUUCAUUGGACAACCCAGGCUUUGGACAUGCCAACUCAGACAUGCAGCAUUUGGGAUCAGCUUUGUGCUGUGUGUCUCAUGCAUCCUAGUAAAAACCAUGGUUGUUCUGGCUGUGUUCAAAGCCUCCAAGCCAGGAGGGGGAACCAGUCUGAAGUGGUUUGGUGCUAUGCAGCAGAGAGGAACAGUUCUGUUUCUUACAUCUAUUCAAGCAGUCAUCUGCACUGCUUGGCUUGUUUCUGCUUCCCCAACUCCACAUAAAAACACCCAAUACCAAAAUGAUAAAAUUGUUUAUGAAUGUGUAGUUGGGUCUAGUGUUGGUUUUGCAGUGUUAUUGGGCUAUAUUGGUGUGCUAGCUUUCCUCAGUUUUCUAAUUGCAUUCCUGGUAAGGAAUCUUCCUGACAGUUUUAAUGAGGCCAAGCUCAUCACAUUCAGCAUGCUAAUCUUCUGUGCUGUAUGGGUGGCCUUUGUUCCUGUCUAUAUCAGCUCACCGGGAAAUUAUGCAGAUGCAGUGGAGGUAUUUGCCAUCUUGGCCUCAAGCUUUGGCCUCUUGAUCACAUUGUUUGGACCCAAAUGUUACAUAAUCCUGCUGAAACCAGAAUUGAACACAAAAAAGGUGGUAAUGGGUCGUGGCGCUGAAUUGUAA